Messenger RNA from Myiozetetes cayanensis, 1091 nucleotides. It is a transcript of the gene XRCC2, whose product is annotated as X-ray repair cross complementing 2. Gene Ontology annotation, biological process: double-strand break repair via homologous recombination; DNA strand invasion. Bases 42 to 878 code for a protein of 278 amino acids. Gene Ontology annotation, cellular component: centrosome; Rad51B-Rad51C-Rad51D-XRCC2 complex; replication fork. NCBI's taxonomy places the organism in Eukaryota, Metazoa, Chordata, Aves, Passeriformes, Tyrannidae. The transcript is spliced from 3 exons. The record is from RefSeq and is a predicted model, not a curated record. Gene Ontology annotation, molecular function: four-way junction DNA binding; ATP-dependent DNA damage sensor activity; ATP binding.
CGGCGGGAGCGGGAUCGGGAUCGGCGGCCGCUGAGCCCGCCAUGGGUGACGCGCCCCGCAGGGCGGAGUCGGGCACGCAGCUGCUUGCACGACUCGAGGGCAGAAGCUCUCUGAAGAAUCUUGAACCUUAUCUGUUUGCUGAGGAAGGAUCUCCUGUUCAUGGAGACGUCAUUGAAUUCCACGGUGCGGAAGGGACAGGAAAAACGGAAAUGCUCUAUCACCUCAUAGCCCGCUGCAUCAUUCCAAAGUCGGGAGGAGGGCUGGAGGUGGAAGUCAUGUUCAUUGACACAGACUACCACUUCGACAUGCUCCGCCUGGUUACCGUUCUGGAGAACAGGCUGGCACAGGGGACGGAGGAAAUGAUAAAGCAGUGCCUGGGAAGGCUUUUCCUUGUGAACUGCAACAGCAGCACUCAGUUACUGCUCACUCUCUACUCCUUAGAAAACCUGUUUUGCGCUCACCCCUCGCUCUGUGUUCUGCUUUUAGACAGUAUAUCAGCUUUUUAUUGGAUAGACAGAAGCAAUGGAGGGGAGAGCCUUACCUUGCAGGAGAUGAAUCUGAAGAAAUGUGCCAACUUUCUUGAAAAGCUUGUGAGACAGCACCACUUGGUCCUCUUCGCAACAACACAGACACUUAUGCAGAAAUCUGCAAACUCUGCAGAAGGCUUUUUCCCUUUAAAACUUCCAAAUGAAACUGAUACAGAUUAUAGACCAGAUCUUUGCAAAUCGUGGCAACAAAUGGUAACCCACAGGAUAUUUUUCUCUAAGCAGUGUAGUUCUGGCAGCAGCAAUGGUUUUACAGUCAUUUCUUGCCACCUCAAAAGAAACCAGGUAGUAAAACGUUCAUUUAGUGUUGCAGAAUGUGGAGUUCAGUUUUAACUUCAUAUUGCUUUGUAAAUGUUGAGCAAAUCUUGGUGCUUAAGGCCUGGUUAGGUCUAAGUAGUUUCUGGUGCCUUUAAAACUAGCUGUUUGUUGCUGAGUGAUUAAGAAUUUUUGUAAUUUCUUUUGUCAUUUAUCAUGUUCUUAAAAUUUAGUGACAUUUUUGUUCAUACUUAACCAAAGACACAUUAAACUCCAAGUAUCCUUCAGUAA